AUGUCGGAGCUACACGAAGCGCUCGCGUGCCUCCGGCCGAAAGAGUUCAGCGACGUCCCUACCGACAACCUCCAGACAUUCCUAUCCGAAAUACUGGCCAAAGCAGAAGUGAUCGCGAACUGUGUGCCUCCACCACCCAAUGGAACCCCUUACGAGUCGUCACAACGAACCCGAACCGAGCAAGAACCUGCAACCGGCUCUAAGGACCUCACAAUUUCCCAAGUCCGCCGGCCACCACCUGCGCCAGAGCAUGAAGAGCUUCAGAAGUCAUGGGGCAAGCCUGUGAAGCUAGGGAACAAUGACGCCGCUACAGGCAUGAGCGUAUACAAGAUGGCCGGAAAGGACAGGCACGGUGCCUGGUUUUCGCGCUCGAGUGUACACGAGGGCCUCGGUUUCGAGAAGUGGAAGCGCGCCAUGAAGAGGGAGUUCCCAGAGAGUCUGGAAGUCCAGGGCGGCCCCGGCGAGGGCAACAUACGAGGCAUUGGAGGCGACCAGCGGCUAGAGGAUAUGACAGUCGACGGCGUUGGUCAACUGCAAGUCUACCAGCUGUCCGCGCAAUUCCCUGGCCCAACCUCACCGCGAGAGUUUAUCACCCUACUCAUCACCUCGGAUACAUGUCUUACCGAUGCCUCCAAAGUCGCCAACUCAACACCGCGACACUUCAUGGUCGUUUCCAUACCCUGUUCACAUCCCGAUGCGCCGCCGCGAAGCAACAUGGUGCGAGGCUUCUACGAGUCGAUCGAGAUGAUCAGGGAGAUACCCAUGGGCGACGGCGACGCAGAGACCAACCCUAUCGAGUGGAUAAUGGUCACCCGCAGUGAUCCUGGUGGUGGUAUUCCUCGAUUCAUGGUCGAGCGGAAUGUGCCUAGCAGCAUAGUCCAGGACGCGGUCAAAUUCCUCGACUGGGCGUGUGCCAAAGACGACGACGUCGAGGAAGAUGGAAUGACAGGCAAAGACGACUCCGCGGAGACGCCCAAAGCGCACGACACUGGGCGGACAUUCUCCGCGACUGACGCGAACGGCAUGGGUGCCGGAGUAGGAACCAGCAUAGUGGACAAGACUGGGGAGGCUGGCAGCCAAUACAGCUUACAACGCACAAGAUCCGAUAGCUCCUCCAGCUCGUCGUCUUCCGGCGAGUCUUUCGCAUCUGCAGAACAGUUCACUACUGCACGCGAAGGACUCCCAAUCGACCGAGAAAUCCCGACACCAUCAACUUCGUCGCAACAGUCCCUACCGUUGACAGAAGACAGCCCGCAUCACAAGGGCUUACAAAAGAUUGAAGAAAAGAAGGAACAGCUGAAGGCGAAACUCGAGCAAGCGCGCGAAAAGCAGGAGUCGGGACUACAAGCUGAAAGCCAGAAGGCGAAUGCGGACAUGCAAAAGGCGAAUGAGAAGCACGAAAGGGAGAAGAAGAAACAGAAAGAGAAGUAUGAGAAAGAGAUGCGCAAACUCGAGGAGCGUCGCGAGAAGGAGACACGGAAACUGCUCCUUCGCCAGCAGAAGGAAGCAGAUAAGAACCAACUUGCCAAAGCGCAACGCGAGCGGGACGAGUUCAAGCAACGCGUGGAGAUACUGGAGCAGGAGAACAAGUUGAUUAAGGAGCAGAUUGGUGACCUGCAACAUGAAAACACGACGCUCGUAUCUCGGUUGGGAAAGACUCCCGAGGGCAUUGAGAUUCUGAGGUCAAUCAAGGAGGGGGAUAAGGGUAGAGUGAGGGCAAGCUCAAGAACGAGUGUCAGCUCCGGGAUGAGUGGAACGAGGAGCAAAGGUUCGAGUGGUUCGUCGAACACACUGCCUAGGGCUGGUACAACAAACUUUUGA
Alternaria hordeiaustralica is the source of this 1821-nucleotide messenger RNA. RefSeq lists its product as uncharacterized. Bases 1 to 1821 code for a protein of 606 amino acids. The record is from RefSeq and is a predicted model, not a curated record. Lineage: Eukaryota; Fungi; Ascomycota; Dothideomycetes; Pleosporales; Pleosporaceae. The transcript has 2 exons.